Arabis nemorensis is the source of this 753-nucleotide messenger RNA. NCBI's taxonomy places the organism in Eukaryota, Viridiplantae, Streptophyta, Magnoliopsida, Brassicales, Brassicaceae. The record is from the annotation of a GenBank genome assembly.
AUGGAGCAAAAGAAGAUGAAGAGAUCAACAAGACAUGACAAUGAUAUUCCUCUGGAUCUAAUCGUGGAGAUACUCUCAAGACUGCCUACAAAAUCGAUUGCGAGAUGUCGGUCCGUCUCUAAGCUCUGGUCUUCCUUGACCACCACUCCAUAUUUCAUUAGCUCGUUUGCGACUCGGUCCUUGGCAUCACGGCCUUGUGCUAUGCUACUCUUCAGUAAAGGUGGCAAGCUGCUCGUUUUCUCUUCUCUAAUACACAAGGACGAUCCUCAAGUGGAUCAAUUUACAAUCCCCAAUAAUGGUUACCUUCAACGUUACGAUUCGGUCCACGGCUUGAUUCAUUUGCAAACUUCUACAGAGCUCAUGAUUUGGAACCCUACCAUGAAUCGUAUCUUCACUUUACCUAAACUUGAAUGCAGAUACACAAGAGGAUUUGUGGGAUAUGAUCCUAUUGACGAUAAAUACAAAGCACUCUACAUUCUUGAAGGCAACAAGAUUGGGAUUCUUGCAUUGGGUGGAGCUCAUCAAGAAUCAUGGAGAAUACUAUCCGAAGGUUUCCCUAGGCAUGGAGAUAUGAGAGCAAAAGACAUGAGAAAAGCUUGUGUGCUGUGCAUUGGAGUCAUUUACUAUCAAGGUCUUUCUGGUUUGCCUCUGGCUCAUGCCAUUAUGAGCUUUGAUCUCAGAUCGGAAAGAUUCACUUUGAUUCAAUAUCCCAAUGGCAAUUACAAAUCUCGCUUUUUUUUUCGUAACUUAUGA